Microdochium trichocladiopsis is the source of this 1017-nucleotide messenger RNA. RefSeq lists its product as uncharacterized. The record is from RefSeq and is a predicted model, not a curated record. NCBI's taxonomy places the organism in Eukaryota, Fungi, Ascomycota, Sordariomycetes, Xylariales, Microdochiaceae. Gene Ontology annotation, biological process: translation. Gene Ontology annotation, cellular component: ribosome; mitochondrion. The coding region runs from base 1 to 1017 and encodes 338 amino acids. Gene Ontology annotation, molecular function: structural constituent of ribosome. The transcript has 3 exons.
AUGGCGACACCGCGGAUGACGGCCCGGGCGCCGGCUUGCCUGAGCUGCCUGCGCAGAGUCACGCUGCAGCAGGCAUCGACCUCGACGACAACGGCGACGAUGCCAGCAGUGAUGACGAUGGUGAUGCGUGGGAGUGUGGCGACACAGCAGCAGCAGCAGCGCGGCAAGGCGACAAAGGCCGAGCUGGAAGACCUCCAGGGCAUCCCGGUGCGCCUGCUCGAGGACAUUGUCGGGUUUGGCAAGAAGGACACCAUCAUGCGCGUCAAGGCCGGCCGGAUGCGCAACUACUGGUUCCCCCGCGGCCGCGCAGAGUACAUGACCAAGCAGCGCUUCCGCGAGAUGGGCCUCACCGAGGCCGCCAUUGGCGUGCGCGACCGCACCUUUGGCCAGCCCCGCAGCGUGCUCGCCGCUAUGGAGAGCAGCAGCCGCGAUGCCAAUGUCGCCGCCGUCGAGGCCAUGGAGGCCGACGCCGUGGCGGCGAGGAAGAAGAAGCAGGCUCUGACGAUGCCGCCCGAGCAAGUCCACGACCUUCUCAAGGCCCUCCUCCCACCGGUCCUCACGUUCGAGCGCAAGCCCAUCGCCGUGCCGACACCCACGAGCCCCGCCGCGGCCGCCGAGCAGGCAGCCUCCUUGCGCCGCUCGCCCCUGAUCGCCUCCAACGCGGUGCUCUCCGAGGAGGACGAAAAAGCCGCGGCCCAGGCCACCGCGCCUACCCCGCCGCCGGGCCCCAUCGCCAUCUUCGGGUCCGUCUCGACGCAGGACAUCCUCGCCCGGGCUGCCGAGAUCCUGGCUGCUGCUGCUGCUGCUACCGCGACGGACGGCGAUCUCGGCGGCGGCUCCCGAGUCGCAGCUGCCACGCUCGGCGACGUGCACGGCGUCGCGAUCCGCGGGCUCGAAGAGGGAGAGGACCGGAUCAAGAGGAUCGGCGUCUUCGAGGUGGAGAUUGUCGUGGCCAAGGGCCUCGAGCCGAUCGUGCGGGAGGUUGAUGUCGUGCCGGAGCCUCUGCCGGUGGCUUAG